AUGGCUUCCUUUACAGUCUUCAAGGGAUCGAAGGGCGGCAUGGUGGUGGAGAGCUCUUCUCCCAGACCAGAUCAGUUGAGGGGUGAUAAAGUAUUGGUAAGAAUCACGGCGUCGGGAUUGUGUGGUACCGAUCUUCACUAUCUGGACCAAGACAUGGUCCUUGGCCACGAAGGAGUUGGCAUCGUCGAGGCCGUCGGCCCGGACUCCAAGUUCCUGAAGAAAGGCGACCGCGUCGGCUUUGGGUACGAGCAUGAUAGCUGUGGUAACUGCCACCAAUGUCUCACAGGCAACGAGACGUAUUGCUUAAACCGCGCCAUCUACGGCUCUCCCAACGUCGACCAGGGCAGCUUUGCCUCCCACGCCAUCAUGCGCGAAUCUUUCUUGCACCAGAUCCCGGAGGGCAUGAGCGACGUCGACGCGGCCCCUUUGCAAUGCGCGGGGGCUACCGUAUUUUCCGUUCUACGGGCUCCGGAGGGCGGGCCUACUGAAACGAUUGGUGUCAUGGGACUAGGCGGCCUCGGCCACCUAGCAAUCCAAUUUGCCGCCAAGAUGGGGAACCGCGUCAUCGUCCUGUCGAGCUCCGACAGCAAGCGUGACGAGGCCCUGAAGCUCGGCGCGCACGAGUUCGUAGCGACCCGGGGGCAAAAGACGCUGCGCGUUUCGUCGCCGAUCAACCGGCUCCUCGUGACGACGUCCGCGCAGCCGGACUGGGAGCAGAUCCUGCCGAUCAUGGCUCCCAGGUCCGUCAUCGCGCCGCUCUCCGUCGCCGAGGGCAACUUCGAGAUCCCGUACAUGCCCCUCGUGCUCCAGGGCAUCGCCGUGCGCGGGUCCCUCGUCGCGCCGAGGAACCUGCAUCGCGAGAUGCUCGCGUUCGCGGCGCUGCACGGCAUCAGGCCUGUGACGGAGGUUUUCCCGCUGACGGAGGAGGGGAUUAGGGAGGCGGUUGGGAGGUUGAGGCGUGGGGAGGUGCAUCUUAGGGCGGUGCUUACGGCGGUGUAA
Hypoxylon fragiforme is the source of this 999-nucleotide messenger RNA. Its product is annotated as GroES-like protein. The transcript is spliced from 4 exons. Gene Ontology annotation, biological process: alcohol metabolic process. NCBI's taxonomy places the organism in Eukaryota, Fungi, Ascomycota, Sordariomycetes, Xylariales, Hypoxylaceae. Gene Ontology annotation, molecular function: alcohol dehydrogenase (NADP+) activity; zinc ion binding. Bases 1 to 999 code for a protein of 332 amino acids. The record is from RefSeq and is a predicted model, not a curated record.